AUGAGACUCCUAAGAGUUCUUGUGGCCUUCCUGGUUAGCACAUGUGCAGAUGCAGACGCUCCCGACGAUGAGUAUCAGAAGUGGGCCGCGACCACUUUUGAUGAAAGCGACAAGGCGGCCAUCCAGCGAGGAAAAGCGCUUAGUUGUGUCCUUUGCAACCUUCUGACCAAGACCGUCCUGGAGACGCACCAGCUGAACAAGAAGAAGCCGCUCCACGAGAGGUUUGACCAGGAUCAAACGCAGGAAGUCCUGCUGGACUUAUGUUCCGAGCUUGCGGCUCCGAUCUCGAGGCAGAUGGACGUCAUCCAGGAGGACGUGCUUAUGGUGUGCAACCGCGUCGUCAAAGAGAACAUUGGCGACAUGAUGGAUGCUGUUUCGCUGGGCGAGGAAGUCCGCGACUUUUGCACCGAGCAGAAACUGUGCGACUUGACCUUCGCAGGCAUGGAGAAGAUACAGCAGCUGAUGAUGGAGCUUGGCAUGAAGAAGGACAAAGAAGAUCUCUGA
Messenger RNA from Symbiodinium sp. CCMP2456, 504 nucleotides. Lineage: Eukaryota; Dinophyceae; Suessiales; Symbiodiniaceae. The record is from the annotation of a GenBank genome assembly.